CCCUCGCGUUCUGAUCCGCUUUAGUUUCUGAGCUCACGGUGACUAAGCUCGGUGUGUGUGUGAGAGAGAGAGGGAGAGAAAGAGAGUGACAGAGUGUGUGUAUAUGCAUGUGUGUGUGUGUGCGCGCGUGUGAAAGAGAGAAGAGAAAGAAAAAGAGAGAGAUAGGAGCGGAGAGUCAGCAGCGCGCGAGGUGGUCAUGGCGAGCGCGAGCCAGAGAGUGGUCCUCAUUACCGGCUGUUCUUCCGGGAUUGGGCUGCGGAUCGCCGUCCUAUUGGCCAAAGACGAGCAGAAGCGCUAUUAUGUAAUCGCCACCAUGCGAGACCUGAAGAAGAAGGAGAAGCUGGUGCAGGCAGCAGGAGACGCUUUGGGAAACACCCUGACGCUGCAAGCCCUGGAUGUGUGCAGCGAUGACUCAGUGAGGCAAUGCAUCAGCGCGGUUAAAGACAGACACAUCGACAUCCUCAUAAACAACGCAGGCGUAGGGUUGCUCGGCCCCGUGGAGAGCAUCAGCCUGGAGCAGAUGAAGAUGGUGUUCGAGACCAACUUUUUUGGCACAGUGCGCAUGAUUAAAGAGAUCAUGCCCGACAUGAAGAGACGGCGAGCGGGGCACAUCAUCGUCAUGAGCAGCGUCAUGGGCAUGCAGGGCGUAGUGUUUAAUGACGUCUACACAGCCUCCAAGUUUGCCAUCGAGGGUUUCUGUGAAAGCUUGGCAGUCCAGCUGCUGAAGUUUAAUGUCAAGUUGUCUCUGAUCGAGCCUGGACCUGUGCACACAGAGUUUGAGGCGAAGAUGAUGGAAGAAGUGGCCAGGAUGGAGUUUCCGGGAGCGGAUGCAGACACAGUGAGAUACUUCAAGGACGUGUACAUACCGUCCUCCAUCGAUAUCUUCGAGGCAAUGGGGCAGAAGCCAGAUGACAUAGCUAAAUGCACUAAGAAGGUGAUCGAGUCGAGAAACCCUCGCUUCAGGAACCUCACUAACAGCCUGUACACCCCCAUCGUUGCCAUGAAGUAUGCAGACGAGACAGGAGGCCUGUCAGUACACACCUUCUACAACCUGCUGUUUAACUUCGGCUCCCUAAUGCACAUCACCAUGAACAUCCUGAAAUGCCUGACCUGCAGCUGCCUGCGCAGACGCACCAUAUCACCUGACUGAACCACACACACACACACACACACACACAGACUGAUAUGAGGCUGAUAUGAACACAUUCGGAUGCCAUUGUGGAUUUCAGCUUUUGUGACUUGAUUUCCUCUUCCUGUUUUCUCCUGAUCUUUUUGAUUCAUCUUACCAACUAACACCAACUCCAGUGUUUUGUCUUCUAAACCGUACUAAACAAUAACAUGAGAUGUUAACAAGUGGGAAAAGAUUGUGUUCAUGAGGCUUGAUAUGAAACUUGGAGAAAUCGAGAAUAAAACCAUUAACAGGACCAGAUUAAAAAAAUCACCUGGCAGAAAUAAUCUUAACCUUGCUUGUAAUUCUCUGCUUCUGUGCACUAAUGAUGUGAGUGAAGUGUGUUGUGUAAGCAUGCUUAAACUCUUCCGUGUGCUGUAGCGAUUGUAUUGUUAUCUUCAGAUGUUUAUGUGGUGUCUGCGGUCUGAUUUGGAAAUAAUAUAUUUUUUAUAUUAUAUGUGAAUAUGUAGAGUAUACUGUAGACUAAAUGUGGUUUAAUUUGGAAAUAAAUACAAAGACUGUGA
Molecule: messenger RNA, 1692 nt
Organism: Hemibagrus wyckioides
Lineage: Eukaryota; Metazoa; Chordata; Actinopteri; Siluriformes; Bagridae
Gene: rdh8a
Product: retinol dehydrogenase 8a
Exons: 6
Coding region: 197-1150 (317 amino acids)
Biological process (GO): estrogen biosynthetic process
Cellular component (GO): cytoplasm
Molecular function (GO): estradiol 17-beta-dehydrogenase [NAD(P)+] activity
Source: RefSeq, a predicted model, not a curated record